AUGGAGUCGACUAAGAGAAUUUUACAACAGUUAGACUGUACCCAUCGGGAGUGUUUAAUCUGUGCUGUAUCGUUGCUACAAGGGGAAGCUUAUUUAUGGUGGGAAUCGGUGGUUCGACAUUUACCAGAGAAUCAGAUAACGUGGGAUCUAUUUCAAAAGGAAUUUCAAAAGAAAUAUAUCAGAGAGAUAUAUAUUGAAGACAAGAAACAAGAGUUUUUAAUGUUACAACAGGGUGAUAUGCCAGUAAUAGAUUAUGAAAGGGAAUUUUUGAGACUCAGCAGAUAUGCCUCCGAGUUUAUUCCGACAGAAGCUGAUAGUUGCAAAAGAUUUUUACGGGGUCUGCGAGACGAGAUCAAGGUACAGUUAGUAUCUCAUCGGAUUACUGAGUUAGUAGAUUUGAUUGAACGAGCCAAAAUGGUGGAACAAGUUCUGGGCCUCGAUAAAAAGAUUGAAGUUGUUAGACCAAUCGGAAAGCGUACAGGAACUACUAUUUCAAAUCCUUUACCUAAAAGAUCUCGAGAAUCUAGAGGUGGUUGGAGGUCAAGUUUCAGAUCUGAUCGAAGGGAAAAAAGCCAAGGGAAACAGACGAUGGUAUCCACUGGUAGUGUACGAGCUCCACUCCGGGACGAGAAAAUUUUAGAAUGUGGAUAUUGCGGGAAGAAACAUUUAGGUGGAGGUGUUCGGAGAAGUAGUGACAUAGUUACACAGCAGUCAGAGGCAAGAGCACCGGCCAGAGCCUAUGUAGUUCGGACAAGAGAAGAAGGUGAUGCCCAUGAUGUUGUGACAGGGUCAUCGCAUUCAUAUAUUAAUUCAAAACUGGUUGAGUUGGGAAGGUUAAAAUCUGAAAUGUCUAGAGUUUUAAUAGAAGUGUCUAGCCCUUUGGGACAAACUGUGUCUGUAGAUAGAGUAUGCCGGAGAUGCCCGUUGAUGAUACAUGAUAAAAUAUUUCUCGUUGACUUGUUGAUUAUGCCUUACGGUGAUUUUGAUAUAAUAUUGGGUAUGGAUUGGUUAUCCGAAUACGGGAUAAUUUUGGAUUGCUACAAAAAGAGGUUCAGUAUUCAGACAGAGGAUGGAGACAGAAUUGAAGUAGAUGGUAUUCGUACUACUGGACCGGCACGUAUUGUUUCGGUGAUAAAAGCUAAUAAAUUACUUCAGCAAGAACUACCAGGCGUACCACCUGACAGAGAGGUUGAAUUUGCUAUAGAAGAGUACCCGAGUAUAGCACCAAUCUCUAUACCUCCGUACCGAAUGUCACCCACUGAAUUAAAAGAGUUAAAGUUGAACAAAGUGACGAUCAAGAACCGAUAUCCGUUGCCUCGUAUAGAUGAUUUUUUUAAUCAGUUGAGGGGAGCAUCAGUACUUUCAAAGAUUGAUUUGAGGUCCGGGUAUUAUCAACUAAAGGUAAAGGAAAGUGAUGUGCCAAAGACUGCUUUCCGUACUCGAUAUGGUCAUUAUGUGUUUUUGGUGAUGCAGUUUGGGUUGACUAAUGCUCCAGCUGCUUUCAUGGAUUUGAUGAACUGUAUUUUCCAGUCGUAUUUAGAUCAGUUCGUGGUCGUUUUCAUUGAUGAUAUAUUGGUUUAUUCGAAGACUGAGGGAGAACAUGAUCAACAUCUCAGAAUUGUGUUACAAAUUUUGCGAGAAAAUAGUUGUAUGGAAAGUUCAGCAAAUGUGAAUUCUGGUUACCAGAAGUGGUAUUUUUGUGACAUAAGAUUUGUAAAUGGAUUUUCGAAGAUAGCUUUACCGAUGACCAAGUUACUACAGAAGAUUGUUCCUUUUAUCUGGGAUGAUCUGUGUCAGAGAAGUUUUGAGACAUUGAAACAAAUGUUGACAGAGGCACCAGUUUUAACAUUACCAGAGUCGGGGAAAUAUUUCAUAGUGUACAGUGAUGCUUCAUUGAAUGGUCUGGGUUGUGUACUAAUGCAGGAUGGAAAGGAGUUGAAUCUGAGACAAAGACGAUGGAUAGAACUUCUGAAAGAUUAUGAUUGUGUUAUAGAUUAUCAUCCAGGAAAGGCAAAUGUGGUAGCAGAUACAUUGAGCAGAAAAACAGCAGUUGAAUUACGGGAAAUGUUUGCUCGACUUAGUAUUAAUGAUGAUGGAAGUUUGUUAGCUGAGUUAAGAGUCAAGCCGAUAAUGUUUGAUCAAAUCAGAGCAGCACAACUAGAAGAUGAAAAGUUGAUGAAGAAAAGAGAAAUGGUACAGCAUGGUACGGUGGAAAAUUUUAGUAUUGUUGAGUAUGAUUGUUUGAGAUUUCAGAACCGUAUUUGUAUCCCAGCUACUUCUGAGAUUAAAAAAGCUGAUUCUCCGAGAAGCACAUGA
Molecule: messenger RNA, 2316 nt
Organism: Gossypium raimondii (Peruvian cotton)
Lineage: Eukaryota; Viridiplantae; Streptophyta; Magnoliopsida; Malvales; Malvaceae
Exons: 7
Coding region: 1-2316 (771 amino acids)
Source: RefSeq, a predicted model, not a curated record